Molecule: messenger RNA, 2411 nt
Organism: Exophiala oligosperma
Lineage: Eukaryota; Fungi; Ascomycota; Eurotiomycetes; Chaetothyriales; Herpotrichiellaceae
Exons: 3
Coding region: 400-2289 (629 amino acids)
Biological process (GO): regulation of DNA-templated transcription; nuclear-transcribed mRNA poly(A) tail shortening
Cellular component (GO): CCR4-NOT core complex; P-body; nucleus
Source: RefSeq, a predicted model, not a curated record
GUCAAAUUGCAAUGUGCAUGUAUGAGACAAGGUGUACUGGCGAUUGCAGUAUUCAGCACCUAUGAGCCAAUCUAUGCUGUAAAAGCAUGCAAGAAGACAAAGAAAGAACAUUGUGAGGAGUUGGUGAGGAUGCUGUCGACGCGAUGUGAGCACCAGAAAUCUUGAAAAGGCGCCAAGAUGGCUCAAUCCCAGAAUAGUUAGCUCCUUGACCGGCAUGUGUCACGUGUGUCACGUGAGUUCACUCGGACCUGGAACGCAGCCUCAAGUCGUCGAUCGCGCGGCUGGCAGCGACUGGCUUGAAUCGCAUUCACCUCCGUUUCCCUCAUGGUAUCUCACAAACAUUCAGACUUCGCCCUCGCGUAGCACGUCUUCUCCCAAUAUCCCCCCACCUCUGUGACAAUGGCCUCCCGAAAGACACAACAAGAGAUCGAUAAGACCUUCAAGAAGGUUGACGAAGGCAUUCAGGCUUUCGAAGGCAUUUACGAGAAGAUAUAUUCUUCCACCAAUGCAGCGCAAAAAGACAAGUUGGAAGACAACUUGAAGAAAGAGAUCAAGAAAUUACAGAGAUCGCGCGAUCAGAUCAAGACGUGGGCAGCCGGCAAUGAGAUCAAAGACAAGUCCGCUCUGUUAGAACAACGGAAACGCAUAGAAAAAUGUAUGGAAAUCUUCAAAGCUGUCGAAAAAGAGAUGAAGACCAAAGCCUUCUCGAAGGAAGGACUAUCGCAGAACACAAAGUUAGAUCCAAAGGAGAAAGAGCGGGAAGAGCUGUGCGACUUCUUGUCGGACCAACUCGAGGAGAUCAACAGAAUCCUCACCGAGGAACUGGAACCAGAAGCUGGCACUCUUCAAGCAGCGCUCAAGAAGAAGCAGAAAGACAAUUCGAAAGCCGACCGGUUAGCAGAGAUCGAGACCAUGACCGAGACAUACAAAUGGCAUGAGUCCAGGAUACAACUCUUACUACGGUCGCUUCAGAAUGGCAAUGUCGGGAAUGAUGUGGUAGCUGCCAUCAAGUCUGACGUAGAAGAGGUCGUGAGGGAAGGCCGUGAGCCCGACUUUGAGGCAGAAGCCUAUGAAGGAAUCUACGACGACUGCAAUCUGGAUAGCGAAGAAGCGCAGUUUGGCCUGGCGAACGAGGUGGACCGAAUAUCUUCUCAAGAUACACAGUCUAUACAAGAGGACAAUGAGCCCGAACCAGUCGCUCCAAAGAAGACAAAAGCUGAUCACCCACCUGCCAGGCGCCCGUCAACACAGCUCAAGUCACCACUGCCAGCCCUUGCAACGCUCAACACAAUGCCACCUCCGCCUCCAGUGCCCAAGGAUAAUACUAUGAAACCAGCACCGCUACCCAAUCGCCCUCCCGGAGAGACCUUGAAGUAUGCCUCGGCAGCUGCCGCAGCCGCAGCCAGCGACAAGAGCGGAGUUGGCAUUGCACCACUUCCUCCUCCGAUUGGGACCAGUCCUGCGCCUGCAUCCCAUCCUCUACCAGCACCACUGAGGACGUCGCCCACCACGUCUCCAGCAUCUGUCCCUGCUCAGCCUGUAGAAAAGACGGCAUCCCCAGCACCCGUCGCAGCAAGCAUGGAUGGCUCGACCUCGCAUGAACAGUCCAAUCACUCCAAGUCACCCACACUCAGUUCCACCAGUGCCCCAGCCGCAAGCGUACCGAACAGUAUACCGCCGACUCCAGCAAUGGACAAGUCUGAGGCUGUGCUAGAACCCGUAAUUGCAGACGAGUUACCUACGACGAACGGUGAAAGCCAUGGAGACACAGUAGAAUCAAUCUACCAUCUGCCGCCAGGCCUGCAAGAUUUGUUGGAUUCUUUCGAGACGACCAAGAGUCGAGCGGCGCAGCCUCCUUCACAGCUGGCUAGAUUGCUGCAGGCUUCACAGGAAACCUGUCCAGAACCAUCGGACAGCGAUAGGCCGCAACAUUAUCGACCCACAUUCAAGUACAAUACCCCUGCACACUAUCCUCAGGAUGUACUCCCCAUCUUCGACGACCCGGCUCUCUACGACAAUCAAAGAUUAGAGACAGACACUCUAUUCUACAUUUUCUACUAUCGCCAAAAUACGUAUCAACAAUGGCUGGCGGCACGAGCGCUAAAACAGCAAAGUUGGCGGUUCCACAAACAAUACCAGACGUGGUUUCAACGACACGAAGAGCCAAAGCAAAUCACGGAAGAGUACGAGCAAGGAACAUACCGUUUCUUUGACUAUGAGAGUACAUGGAUGAACCGUCGGAAGGCUGAUUUCAAGUUCGUGUACAAGUUUCUCGAAGAUGAUCUGUAGGGUAGCUACCUAAGCACAAACCUCGCAAGCUGUUCGGUUGCUUGCAGACAUGGCUUUUCCAGAGAUGGCAAAGGUCAUGUAUGUACUCUCGAGAGUUCAACAGAGAUUCAUUCUCAGCCUCA